AAGGGAAAACGUCCUGGUUCCCCAUGAGAACUAUGAUAUCGUACCAGAUGGAGCCCGAUCUUUACCCCCGUCCCAGAUGGCUCUCAUGAAAUUCUUCUCAAUCUAUAUACCCAUAUAUCGGGAUGUUAUCGGUUUAAAGAGUGAACCGAUACGAUACCGUUCAUACCAAAUAGAAAACCAAAAAUAAAACCUGACUGAUGUUAAUAAUCCGACCCGAGACGAUACAUCUAUAACACAUCUAUAACUCCAUUAAAAUCCCCAAAUCCUCAAACCCUAAAAGCAUAAAAUUCUUAAAUCGAUCUUUGCAACCAUGAGUACCGUUUCUGGAGGUUCGAGUGGUUCAUCAAAUGUUCGACAAAGAGGAUUCGUCGUUGGCGUGCCUAAGAGAUGCUGGUGUGGGGAACACAUCGUGGCAAAGAAUUCCAAAUCCGAGCCUAAUCCUUCUCGGAGAUACUUUCGAUGUCGAGAAGCAGCAGCAAAGAAGCUUGUGAACGAUAACCACAUCUUUAAGUGGGUCGAUGAGGCAUUGUUGGACGAGGUAGCAACAUUGGGUGUUCAAUUUGAGAGAGUAAAAGAAGAGAUGAAAGAGCGUACAAUAGAGACAUUGCAAGAACAGAAGCUGAAAUUUGAGAAGAUGCAAAUGGAGUUCGAAAAAGAGCUUUGUGAGAGGGUUGAAGAAGUUUUGUUGGAAGCAAAAGCUGAAUUGCAAUGUAGGAUGAAUAAGAGUAUAAUUGUAUGUGUUUUCGGUUUUAUGAUCUUGUUUGCUCUGUUUAAGCUUGUAUGAUGAGCUAUUGUAAACUAUUGUUCGGUUGUAAUCUAUUGUUGUUCGGUUGUAUGCUCUGCUUUAUGCUCUUGUUUGUUUUGGUGUUGAGUGUGAACUCCUGUUGGUGUUGCUAUUGCAUUUAAUAAGAUAAGACAUUCCACAUUUCAUAAAAGGCAGAACAUGAUGAACACAUGUUCUGAAAACAAGCAGAAUGAUAACGUUUUGAAAUCAUGUUCUCAACAUGAUCACAGACCAAAAACAUAACCCUACUAGUCUAUUCGACCAAAAUACAGAUCCAACUAGUCUCUUAAACCAAAAAACAGACCCCUACUACCAUAAUCUUCAAUAUUCAGGCUUGUGAAAGUCCUCCACCACCUUGAGAUAGUCCUCCACCACCCUGAACAACUUCUCCUCCACCAGAUUGAGAAAGU
This is a messenger RNA of Camelina sativa (false flax), 1194 nucleotides long. RefSeq lists its product as uncharacterized. Lineage: Eukaryota; Viridiplantae; Streptophyta; Magnoliopsida; Brassicales; Brassicaceae. The record is from RefSeq and is a predicted model, not a curated record. Gene Ontology annotation, molecular function: zinc ion binding.